Messenger RNA from Momordica charantia (bitter melon), 2311 nucleotides. RefSeq names its product Pentatricopeptide repeat (PPR) superfamily protein. Gene Ontology annotation, molecular function: protein binding. The record is from RefSeq and is a predicted model, not a curated record. Gene Ontology annotation, biological process: RNA splicing. NCBI's taxonomy places the organism in Eukaryota, Viridiplantae, Streptophyta, Magnoliopsida, Cucurbitales, Cucurbitaceae.
UUCUUGUUCAGCACUUGAAACAUAUCUUCUCUAAAACCCUACUCUCUGCAUUUCUCUCGGUGGCGCGCUGCUCCCGAUCCUGUGCCCUAAAGCCGCAAGAUGAGAUAUUCAUGGCGUCUCCUCCGUUUGCGAUCUCAUCUCCGUUCUCAGCUCCGUAUUUCAUCCAACUCCUCGCAUUUUCAGGUACUCUCCGAUCCAAAUCUGCAAUCACUUCGCUCUCUAUCUUCACUGCUUCAUAGCAAUCCUGCUCACGGCUCGGUGUCGCCGCCCAUUUCCGAUUCCCACUUCACAAACUUCGUAAAACCCGGAUACGGCCUGGCUCGAACGUUCUCGUCCGAACCGGCGAUUGAACAGAAGGAGUCUGAUCACGCGGUUGUGUCUGAUAUUUUCUCUAAAUCUAGGGAUGCGGAUGAAAUUAGGAAAGAUUUAGAGUCGAGUAGUAUUGUUGUUAGUCACGAUUUGGUGUUGGAGGUGUUGGGGAAGCUCGAGUCGAACCCUGACGUUGCUGUUAGAUUUUUUGAUUGGGUUUCGGGGAAUUAUGGCGAGAAACUUAGCUCUAAGUCGUAUAACUUGAUGCUGGGGAUGCUAGGUGUGAAUGGCUUUGUUAAGGAGUUUUGGGAUUUGAACUGUGAUAUGAAGAAGAAGGGCUAUGGGAUAUCUAAAGGUGUACGUGAUAAAGUAUUGGAGAAGUUUGAGGAGGAUGGAUUUGGGAGUGAAGCUGAGAAGUUGAGAGAUGUGUUUGCUUCAGGAUCAAUUGACAAGUCUCCUGAAAAGAUUGGCUCAAUCGUUUGCAAACUUAUCAGGAAUAAAGUGUGGGGAGAUGAUGUUGAGCAGCAAUUGCGUGAUAUGAGUGUUCCUUUUUCUGGUGAUAUGGUUAAGAUGAUAUUGGAGAAUCUUUGCACAGAACCGGCAAAAGCAUUUAUAUUUUUCUGCUGGAUUGGUGAGAGUGGAAUGUUUAAGCACGAUGAGCAAACUUAUAAUGCCAUGGCAAGGGUGUUGGGAAGGGAAGAUUCUAUUGAUAGGUUUUGGAAAGUGGUUGAUGAGAUGAGGAGCCAUGGUUAUGAAAUGGAGGUAGAGACAUUUGCCAAGGUUUUGGGACGAUUUUGCAAACGAAGAAUGAUCGAAGAAGCUGUAAAUUUGUAUGAGUUUGCAAUGGCAGGAAGUAAUAAGCCUUCGGUUGAUUGUCUUACUUUUCUGUUAAAGAAAAUAGCAGUUAGUAAGCACUUAGAUCUUAGUCUAUUCUCAAGGACAUUGAAGGUAUUUACAGAAGCAGGAAAUGCAGUGACGGAUCCUAUGGUUUUUGCAGUUCUCAAGUCUUUGUCUACUGUUGGUAGGAUUGGAGAGUACAAUCAGGUUUUAAAUGCAAUGAAAGAGUAUGGAUAUGUAUUUAGUGAUGGCUUGAAGACAAAGGUAGCAUAUCAACUUAGUAGUAACGGAAAAAGUGAUGAAGCAAAUGAUUUCAUGGACAAUAUUGAAGCUUCUGGAUGUGAUCCAGACAACAAGACCUGGGUAUCUAUGGUAGAAGGCCAUUGUGUUGCUGGAGAUCUUGGUAAGGCUUCUGACUGCAUCCACAAAAUGGUUGAAAAGGAAGGGGUUUCUUCUGCUGGAUAUGCUUUGGAUUUAAUCGUAAAUGCUUACUCUCAGAAGAAGCGUGAAACUGAUGCCAGCCGUCUUCUCUGUGACCUUGUUGAUGGAAAACAACUAAAACCAUGGCACUCUACAUAUAAAUCAUUGAUAAACAAGCUAUUGGUUCGGGGGGCAUUCAAAGAAGCUUUGAAAAUGUUGGAGUCGAUGAGAAAUCAUGAAUUCCCACCAUUUAUCGACCCGUUUAUUGCGUAUGUAUCAAAGUCAGGAACAAUUGAUGAUACCAUUGGUUUCUUAAAGGCCAUGACAUCAAAGAGGUUUCCUUCUACUUCGGUGUAUCUCCAUCUGUUUGAAGCAUUUUUCCAGGCUGGGAGGCAUGCCGACGCGCAAGACUUCCUUUCGAAAUGCCCAAGUUACAUUCGUAAUCAUGCUGAUGUUUUGAAUCUUUUUUACUCCAUGGUGAAGCCUGUGGAAGCUGCUGCUCCCCCAAAUCUGGCUUCUUAGUCUUCAUAGGACGUCUCUCCAUAGUGUAGUUUACGAGGUUUCAUUGUGGUAUUUGAUCAAUUUAAAAGGUUUUGUUUCAAAUAUUUCAUCUUUUUCUCGAAAUUUGUUGACCCAAUGGAGCAUGAUUAGAUUAACUUCUUUGUGGAGAAUAAAAGUCAAGGAAAAAACUUAUUUGUGGAGCAUGAUCAAGCUGGAAGCUCGAGUUUCCACUUCGUUUCGUUUC